AUGGGUACUAGGAACUGGACAGAAGUAACUGAAUUCCUCCUCUUGGGACUGUCUAGCCAUCCAGAGAUGCAGCCAAUCAUCUUUGGAGUUAUCCUUUCCAUGUACGUGGUGGCAGUGACAGGUAACACCAUGUUAAUCAUUGUUACUUGUACAGACCCCAAACUGCAGGCACCUAUGUACUUUCUGCUCAGCCAGCUCUCCUUCAUUGACAUCUUAUUGACCACAAUUAUUGUCCCCCAGAUGCUAGUGCACAUGGUAACAGGAUUCCAGACAAUUCCCUUCAAGAAUUGUAUAACCCAGCUUUUCUUCUUUAUGGCAAUAGGAAGCAUGGAGGGUCACCUGUUGGCUGCUAUGGCAUAUGAUCGCUAUGUGGCCAUCUGUAAACCCCUGCGCUAUUCUGCUGUUGUCACCCGCAGCCUCUGCCUCCGCAUCACCUUGACCUCAUGGGUGGUGGUCAGCCUCAACAGUCUCCUCUACAGUGUGCUGGUUGCCCAACUGACUUUCUGUGGCAAUCAGGUCACGCAUUUUUUCUGUGACAUCACACCAUUGCUCAAGCUGUCUUGCACUCGACCUGUGGUCAAUGAGAUGUUGAUCUUCACUGAAGGUGCAGCCAUUGUUAUAAGCCCCUUUUUCUUUAUCUUGGCCUCCUAUAUCCAAAUUGGGGCUGCCAUAGCCCACCUACACUCAGCUGCAGCCUUGAAAAAGGCCAUGUCCACCUGUAGCUCCCACAUUCUGGUGGUGCUACUCCUAUAUGGCUCAGUGAUCCGCAUGUACCUCCGGCCAUCUUCCAGCUACAACCUGGACCAGGACAGACAGGUGGCCAUAUUCUAUACUGUGGUCACACCCAUGCUGAACCCAAUGAUCUACAGUUUAAGGAACCAGGAGGUGAAGGAUGCUCUAUGGAGGCUCUGGAAGAAGAUUCAAUAUGUUUGCCCCUCCAGAGACUUCCAACCUGCCCUCCAAUCAGGAGAAACCCAGCAUCAGAUCUCCUGA
Molecule: messenger RNA, 993 nt
Organism: Trichosurus vulpecula (common brushtail)
Lineage: Eukaryota; Metazoa; Chordata; Mammalia; Diprotodontia; Phalangeridae
Product: olfactory receptor 1361-like
Exons: 1
Coding region: 1-993 (330 amino acids)
Biological process (GO): G protein-coupled receptor signaling pathway
Cellular component (GO): membrane
Molecular function (GO): olfactory receptor activity; G protein-coupled receptor activity
Source: RefSeq, a predicted model, not a curated record